AUCAGAUUCUUCUAUAAAAAGUAACGUAAAGUCUACGGAAUUUGAUUGGUGGAAUGUUGGCCUAAAGGUGAUACGACGAUUUGUCUGUACUUGCAAAAGGUUUUAUUUUGAAUAUAUUUUGCAAUAUUAAUUAACACACAGUUGUUUUUCUUUCGUGUUUUACUGCACAGUUGAAACACUAAUAUUCUACCUUGAGCUAAGAAACAGUAGAAAAAUUAUUCUCAUCGGACAACAACAACAAAAAUAAUGGACAACUAUAGAACAGAGAUAAAUAUCCCUGUCUCAAGAGACAGUCGUACGUUUGAACAACGUCGUAAAGAUAUGCUUAACAAUUUGGAACGGAGUUAUAGUAAACACUCGAGAACAGAUGUUCAUAAGCAGCAUUCUGGUACAGAAUCAUCAACAGUACCACUUUCAGAUCGUCAUCUUGAUGAUUGGGAUGAUGAAGUCAAUCGGUGGAUUAGUGAUACACGGAGUAAAUGGAGUGAAGAUAUGAAAAGAAUGCGACAAUCAAUGUUUGCUCUGGAGCAAAAAUCUAACCAUCAUACGCCUGUUGAUGAUUUUGAUCUUGAUCAUUGGGGUAACUUUGAACCAAUUCAUUCAUUGGAUGAUCCAUCUACAAUGAUGGAACAAAUGGAGCGCAGAAUGGAAUCACUGAGACAAAAAAUGGGAACAAUGUCUAAUUUUGGUACACCACAUUUUUCUGGUCCUAAUAGUUCUACUAUGCAAACCUCAAGUUCUCGAGUUGUCUCAUCAACUUCACACAGUGCUGGUAGUGAUCCAAAAAAUAUGGUCACAAAGAGUAAUGUUGUUGAAUCGACACAGCAUAAACGUAUUGUGGAUGGUGAAACCAUAACCAGUUCAAGUCAUUCUUCAUCUUCAUCGAAUACAGCAGGAGCUGGUCCAACAGGAAUUAAAAAUAAUGUGGUGCAUAUGCCAGAAACAUUACUCUCACAAACAAGUGUACCUUCUGGUAUGAUGGAUUUUUUAAAGGACGCCUAUGAAUUAGGAGAUGAUGGAAAAGUACAUUUCAAAGUACGAUUUGAUGCAAAAGAUUUUGCUCCAGAAGAUAUUGAAGUGACUACAGUUGACAAUCAUUUACGUGUUCAUGCUAAAAAAUCAAUUAAAUCAGGUAAUACAACAACUGUACGUGAAUUUCAUCGAUCUGUUGAUCUACCAAGAUCUAUUGAUCAUGAACAUUUUCAAUGUCAUUUAACAGAGGAUGGUGUACUGAUAUUGGAUGCUCCAGUGAAAGCGCCUGACUAUAAAACAAUUACAUUUCAAGAGGAUCGUCAACUAGGCAUUCGACCAAAGGCGGAAUCAGAGGUUAAAGCUACACUGAAUAGCAGUAGUAAGACACCUGUUUGUUUAACUGUUACUGGUCGUUCUGGACCAACAAUCAUGAAAGAUGGUAUUAACGGCAGAAAAUUACAUCUUGAGGUGACUGUUGAUCCAGUAUACAAAGCAGAUGAAUUAUGCGUACGUAUGGAUUCAAAUUGUAUUGUUAUAACAGGAUGUCAAAAGAAAACUGAAGGUUCGUCAACUUCAACAGCUGAAUUUACACAAUCCUAUGAAAUUCCUGAAACAGUAGAUCCAUUCUCAGUUACUGCUCAAUUGAUUGGAACAACUCUGGUUGUUGAAGCUCCACUAUUGUGCACAGUUUAAAUUAAAGGAGAAGAAUGUGAAUGUGUCAAAUCAAUCACUCUCCUGCUAAACGCGCUAAUAAUAAUACAUCACAUCAUAUAUGAGAUUAAUGCAAGUCCACAGGUUGUUUUCUUUGCUGUUCCUUGUUUCUUCGUGAACAUCAUUCAACUCUCAUUAUAUAUAUUUGUUUGUGUGUGUGUACACCAAUGCAGUAUACAUGCAUAUGUGUAAUUUUGUUUUGUUUCCUUAUCGAUCGAUCGAUCUGUAGUGCUCUAACUGUUGUUAUCCAAUCGAAGCAUAAAGCCCCAAUUUCUCUUUUGGCUAAUAUAUUCACUCCCUCACACACACACACACACAGUUACUUGUUUUCCCCUUGUUUUCAGUUGGGUUGUUCAUUUGUUCAAGUGCUUUUCGUUUUCCUAAUGGAAUGAUGCAUGCUGCAUCUGCCGAACUUCUCUCUUUCUCUGUCAGUAUUCCUUUUUCUCCUUAUCUUUUCGUUUUCUUAAGGAAUGAAGACAAAAGUAUUUUCUAAUGAGAUGGAUAGAUGAUAGAUAGAUAGAUAGAUGGUGAGUAGUGUAAUGCGUGACUUGUUUCUAUCUGCGUCGAAGACACACGUGAGCACUCACUCACUCACACACACACACUUACAGACUUCGGUUUGAAUAAUCCAUUCAUUCUACUGUGAAAACAAAACAUGCAUGCGUGCCUGCGAUCCCCUCUUUUUGGUCGUUUCAGUCUUCUAAGUUUUAUUAUCGUUAUUACUUACCAUUAUUAUUAUUAUCAUUAUUCUCCUGGUUAUUGUCAUUAUUAUCUCACUUGAAUUCUGUACACACCUAGCUACUGAUUGCUUGUCAAUCACAAUGUUUUGGGUUGGGAGUUAUUUGACGAGAAUGACUGCUGCUGCUGCUACUCCAUUGAUCGAUCGCCUUUUAAUUUUCAUUCAGCAGUGCUUUAUCUCAUUAAUAAAAGUUUAAAGGAUGAAGUUUUUGUAUUUGUUUGUUUGUUUAUUAUUUAC
Trichobilharzia szidati is the source of this 2659-nucleotide messenger RNA. Lineage: Eukaryota; Metazoa; Platyhelminthes; Trematoda; Strigeidida; Schistosomatidae. The record is from the annotation of a GenBank genome assembly.